This is a messenger RNA of Penicillium longicatenatum, 2457 nucleotides long. Its product is annotated as glycoside hydrolase family 31 protein. The transcript has a single exon. Gene Ontology annotation, molecular function: alpha-glucosidase activity. Lineage: Eukaryota; Fungi; Ascomycota; Eurotiomycetes; Eurotiales; Aspergillaceae. The record is from RefSeq and is a predicted model, not a curated record. Gene Ontology annotation, biological process: carbohydrate metabolic process; N-glycan processing. The coding region runs from base 1 to 2457 and encodes 818 amino acids.
AUGCAUCGCUACUCCUUCCCACAUACUCCGGUCGCUAAUCCCAAAGCAAUUGUCAGUGGUGGCAAGUAUCGGUUCACUGUUUUGACCGAUGGCCUUUUGCGUUAUGAAUGGGCUGUAGACGGCAAAUUCGAGGAUCGCGCCUCGGUUCUUGCCAUUAACCGCCAUUUGCCCGUACCGGAAUUUCGCAUUAUUGAGGACCAACACAGUCUUCAGAUUCUCACUUCUCGAUUCCACCUCAACUACGACAAACAGGACUUUUCUGCAAAUGGCUUCAGUGCCGUCAUUAAGGGAAAUUAUGGGCCUCAUGUCAGUGUCUGGCGCUAUGGGAUCCAAGCUUCAAACCUCGGUGGUACAACCCGUACAUUGGAUGAGGCCGAUGGCCGAGUUGCUCUAGAUCAUGGUGUUGCUUCUAGACAGGGAUUUGCGACUUUGGAUGAUUCGACCUCAAUGCUAUUUGAUGAUCGUCAAUGGGUGACUACGAGGUUGCCUGGAAAUCGCGUGGACGGCUACCUUUUCGCGUACGGCCACGAUUAUCGACAAGCCAUCCAGGCGUACUAUCUUCUUUCAGGACCCCAACCUCUGCUUCCACGGUGGGCCCUAGGGAACUGGUGGAGUCGAUUCUACCCUUACACCGCGAAUGAAUAUCUCUCACUGAUGGAUCGGUUCUACAAAAGUAAGAUACCAAUAUCAGUCGCCGUAUUGGAUAUGGAUUGGCAUAUUGUGCAAGAUGAUCGCGUCAAGACAGCCGGAGUAACAGGAUGGACCGGAUACACCUGGAACAGAGAGCUCUUCCCCGAUCCCAAAGCAUUUCUUGAAAAACUCCACGAUCGAGGCCUACAUGUUUCUCUAAAUGAUCAUCCAGCAGACGGUGUUCAGAGCUAUGAAGAUCCAUACGAGGAGAUGGCCAUCGCUCUUAAGCAUGACACGUCCAUGGGUGACCCUAUCUCUUUCGACAUCACAAAUCAGGCUUUUCUGGAUGCUUUCUUCGAUGUGCUUCACCGGCAAUUCGAAAAGGACGGACUAGAUCUGUGGUGGGUGGAUUGGCAGCAAGGGACACAUUCUCGCAUCCCUGGCAUCGAUCCACUCUGGGUACUCAAUCAUUACCACUUCUUGGACAGCGCUCUUGAUAACAAAAGACCCUUGACGUUUUCGCGAUACGCGGGCCCGGGCAGCCACCGGUACCCCAUUGGUUUCUCGGGUGAUACAGUGGUAUCAUGGGAUUCCCUUCGCUUCCAGCCAGAAUUCACAGCAACGGCAUCGAACAUUGGAUUUGGCUGGUGGAGUCAUGACAUUGGAGGUCAUUUCCACGGUGAGAAGAACGAUGAAAUGCUCAUUCGAUGGGUGCAAUAUGGCGUUUUCUCACCAAUCUUGCGUCUCCACUCGUCGAACAACAUCUUUAGCAUCAAGGAACCCUGGAAUCUGGAACCGCAAUUUGGGCAGAUUAUGACAAAGUUCCUGCAGCUCCGUCAUAGACUGCUUCCCUAUUUAUACACUAUGAAUGUUCGCGCUGCUAUGCAGGGGCUCCCUCUUGUGCAGCCCAUGUAUUGGACUUACCCGGAAAGUGAGGAGGCAUACAACGUACCAAAUCAGUACAUGUUUGGCUCAAAUCUCAUGGUGGUACCAAUCACUGCUCCUCAAGAUCCUAGGUCACGACGAUCCCAGGUCCUCGCAUGGCUUCCUUCUGGUAGGCAUGUAGAUAUUUUCACAGGUGUGGUCUACGAUGGAGACCGCCGGAUUUGGCUAAAUCGACGCCUGGAAGAUUACCCAGUAUUCGCUCCAGAGGGAGCGAUCUUUCCACUUGACUCGGCCCUAUCUCUGCCGAACGACUGUAUGAAUUCCACCGCGAUUGAAUUGCUGGUUGUUGUCGGGGCAGAUGGCACUUUUGAACUUAUGGAAGACGAUGGAAAGGGCCCGUACGCGGAUCAGAUCAAUUUCCGACGAACGCACAUCUCUUUCAAUCAACAGACUGGUGAGUUGCAUAUUGAGCCUACAAGGGGUGGAAAUAUUCCUCCUGGUGUUCGCCAAUGGAGUGUUCGCUUCCUCGGAUACGCGUCUUCGAAAGGGAUACAAGUUUGCAUCGGGGAUGAAAGAUGCAUAGUUAAUGGUCAGAAUUUGAAAAACGGCUUCUUCUUGGACUUGGGAUCUCAUCCAGAAAGUACGCGCAUCAAGGUGAAGUUGGAAAGCCAUCCCACUUUAAUGGUGAGCCGGCCCGAGCCUCAAAUUAUCGACUUCUUGCGCGGUGCUCAGAUGGAAAUGGAUUUGAAAGACAAUAUUCGGAAGGUUGUUGAAAGGCCGAUAUCCAGGUUGCUGCAGAUUGGAGAUCUCCAUGCACUUGCACUUGACAGCCUACUCUUAAAUCCAAUUCUUGAAUAUCUCUUGGCUGACUCCCGGUCUGCAUUGACUAAAGACAGACAAAAGGCUACAAGUCAAUCACAGCACGAACAAAUUGGAAUUUAG